Molecule: messenger RNA, 9573 nt
Organism: Cydia strobilella
Lineage: Eukaryota; Metazoa; Arthropoda; Insecta; Lepidoptera; Tortricidae
Product: putative glycerol kinase 5
Exons: 11
Coding region: 145-1797 (550 amino acids)
Biological process (GO): triglyceride metabolic process; glycerol-3-phosphate biosynthetic process; glycerol metabolic process
Cellular component (GO): mitochondrion
Molecular function (GO): phosphotransferase activity, alcohol group as acceptor; kinase activity
Source: RefSeq, a predicted model, not a curated record
UUGACAUGUGGACUGACAUGUAUUGACAUCGCGUGCAUGAAAAAUAAAUUAUUAUGCAAAUUAAAUAAUUAUCUUUGUAAUAAUACAAAAUUAAAGACACAGUGUUAUUAAAAUAUUAAACGUUUAGACCACAGCGAAAUAAUAAUGGCGGAAAAAUACAUACUAACACUAGAUAUAGGAACUACUACGAUACGUUCUUUUAUAUACAAUUCUAAAGCCGAAACUGUUGGAAGUGCUGUUGACCAGGUCAAAUUACACUAUCCAAGUCCGGGGUUUGUGGAAAUAGAUCCUGAGGAGUUAUGGAAAUCUGUAGUACAAGUUGUGUUAAUUUCAAUCAAAGAUGCCAAACUGUCGGCAGCACAAAUCACAGCAAUGGGCAUAUCCACACAGAGAAGCACAUUCAUCAAUUGGUCUCGGGAGACAGGCAAACCAUUCCAUAGAUUCAUCACGUGGAAGGAUCUCAGAGCCGACAAACUGGUCAAUCAAUGGAAUGAAUCUUAUACUUGGAAGCUAUUCAAGGCCGGCGCAUACGUCUUAUAUUUAAUAAUGAGGAGUCAGAAGUUUCGAGCCGGAAGUGUCCUUAAAUUCAUGAACACACAGACUACCUUAAGGCUAAGCUGGGCGUUACAAAACAUCGCGCCGCUGAAAGAAGCUGCGAAAAGGGAUGACGUCAUGUUCGGGACAUUGGACACUUGGCUGUUGCACAAACUUACAGGAGGCAAAAUUCACGUGUCGGACGUUUCAUCAGCGUCAGCCACUGGUUUCUUCGACCCUUUCUGCAUGGAAUGGGGCGGUUGGGCAUUAUCCCUCUUCAAAAUACCGCGCAGUGUACUACCCACCAUAGUGGACACGGCGGGCAAGCACUUCGGGACCACUACGCCUGAUAUAUGGGGGCAUGCGAUACCUAUCAUAAGCUGUAUGGCCGACCAAACAGCAUCGAUGUGGGGUUCCUGCUGCUUCGAAGUCGGAGACGUGAAGCUCACCAUGGGCACGGGCACCUUCUUCAAUAUAAACACGGGUUCCGUGCCCCACGCCAACGUGGCCGGUCUGUACCCCAUCGUGGGCUGGAGGCUGGGGGAUGAGCUGGUGUACUCUGCUGAGGGUUCUAACAACGAUACUGCCUCCAUUAUCAAGUGGGCUCAGAACUUAGGUCUGUUUGACAACCCUCAGGACUCAGCAAGCAUUGCUGAAUCAGUUCCAGACACCGAUGGAGUCUACUUUAUCCCAGCAUUCAGUGGAUUAGGGGCGCCAUAUAACGACGGCUCAGCGGCUUCAGGGUUCGUGGGCAUGAAGCCAUCGACGACUAAAGCGCACCUAGUGAGGGCAGUUUUGGAGUCUCUCGCGUUUCGAAUAGCGCAGCUGUAUUACUGCGUGCGCGAGGAGAACAACUAUCGGUUCAACAUUAUCAGAGUGGACGGUGGCGUGUCAAACAACGACUUCAUCGCACAGUUGGUGGCGGACCUGACCGGGCUGCGUGUGGAGCGGCCCGUGCACACCGAGAUGUCCUCACUCGGCUGCGCGCACGUCGUGGGGCUGCAACUAGGUAUAUGGAAAUCCAAAGCGGAGCUAAAAUCAAUGCGCACAGUUGCCUGCGUAUUCAAUCCACGGCCGCACGUCAGAAAAGCAUACGACGUCACAUUCACCCGCUGGGAGGACGCCGUGAAACGCAUGUGCGGUUGGUACACAGCUAACAAGUCUCAACAGAGUCUCUCCACAGUCUCAGACUCGAGUAGUAGUUCGGUAACCCCACAAAACAGCUUCAAGGUACCUUCGAGAAGAAACGGUAAGUACACAUAGCGGUGGCUUUUCUACUUGCUGGCGCUGCUCGUCGCGUGCCUGCCUAUAAUUAGGUGAUAUAUAUCUUGCCCUGAAGUUUUUAGAUUGAUACGUGAGGAUACACUUAACAGUGAUAACCCUAUUGACCCUAUAGGGCAAAUAGCACCAACCACAGUUAACAGACUGAUCAACGUCACGCAGCAGAGAUAUAUGAAACUUCCCAUACAAUAAAAUGUUGCGAAAGCUUUUAACGGUGACAGACGGUUUGGUGCAACCGACCCUCACUCUAUAGAGAGCAUUCCACGAAAUGGUCUAGCGUUAUUCCGUAAAAACGUGUAAUAUCUAAAGAUUUAUAGUUAUAGGAGUUUCUCAUUCUGUGACAAUGAAUGAUAUAUGAUAAAGAAUAUGCUCAGAAUAUAAUAAUCGACUUAAACCGCUGUUUUUUUUAAAUACGAAAUAAACGCGUUUGUACUGGACAACCCGUGGAAUUGCUUCAUUAGUACGUUUUUUAAGAUAUGCGAAUUUUACUAGGAUUUGUAAAAUUCUGACUAUUCUAGUUUUUUAGAUAUAGCGCAGUGCAGCGUAAGCUUACAUAUAAAGGGUCAUGCCGGAUUUUGCUGUUUUACACGUAGCUUGUAAGUGUUUUGAGGUUAUAAUAUAAGAAUAUACAGGCAAAUAUCAGCAGCAGUACCAUUUAAUCAUGUAAUUAGUUUUUUUAAAUUAAGCCUAUUCCUUUAAAAUUGAAGCGGUGGUUAGAGGCCGUCUUAAAUGUGAUAAUCAAUCAAUAUCAAACAUUUGUUGUCUCAAAAUUUACAGAUUAAGUAGAAGACAUUAUAUAUAAUGUAAAUUAGCCUAAACUAAAAUGAAAAUGCCCAUAUAACUAUGAAUGUUCGCUGUUAUCGAGUUGCCCACUAUUAUUGUACAUAUUGGGAUUAAUGGAUAAAUCAUCUUCACAAAACUAGGUUGUAUUGAGCUAGAUUUUAACUCUAAAAAUGCAGCUAAACAUAAGUCACUGAUAAAGAAAUGGGAGAAGUUGAUUGUGUGUACAGGGUCGAGUGGAGGAAACGAGGGGAGGCCUUUGCCCAGCAGUGGGACACUAAAUUAGGCUAGUAAAAAAAAAAUUGUGUGUUAGUGCAUUAAACGACUGUUCCCAAAUGGGAACAUGGAAUAGAUAAAUAUCUACAGAACGGAUUUACCGAUUGCCAUAAAGUAAAUAAAUAAAAAUAUACCAGCGAUGCUUCUAAGAUAUAUUUCCACUCACUGUGGGCGUUCCACAAUUUUUGUUUUCUUUUUUUAAGCGUUUAGAUAUGAAAGUACAAAUUGGAAUCGAAAGAGCACGUGAAUCUCAGGAGAAAUUAAAUAAAUAAAAAUCCGUAAAAUCGUAAACCGGCUUGUGUAGCAUUGGGUUUCUCCACGGGUUUUAUUAUUCUUACCAUAGGCUGUGCAAUUUACCAGUCAGGGCUUAAUGCUAUACUAAUAAAUAAUACUUACUGUGACAAUGCAGCUAGCUUGCUCACUUGGCCAAAACAUGACAGAGGCAUAACUAGAACUAGGAACACAUUUGUUUUUUAUAAACCCUGAUUUUUAAGUAGAUUUCGAGGUAUCACCGGAUUUGUCGAAGCCGAAUCGCCUUAUAAAAUACUGUAAGAACUAGAAUAGUCAAACCAAGGCGCCAUCUGAUCAAAGAAUCGAAUUUUCGUGAUUUUCGAGGCACGUUUUUUCCUUAAACUGUAUCCAUCUAUUACGGAGUUAUAUCUAUCUUUAAUAGUUUGAAGUACGAAAGUUCAUCGGCUCAAGCUUAUUCGGCAUCUCUAUGAAUGCGGUGAUAGACGCUUUAAUCAAUGUCACCAAAGUCAGUUCAGUUGCCAGUUUUAUAAACGCCUACAAAAUUAACAUGCAAAAGUUUCAUUUCGACUUCAAGUUAGUGACUUUUUUGUAUUUGUAUUAAUUAGUAACAUCGGGCGUUUUUAAAACGACUCCAACGCUUAUUAGGUAAAAAAUUACAAUUGUUUGCUAACUAGUAGAUUUACCAUUCGAUGUAGAUACUUAUAAGAAUGUAUUUUUAGUUUUUUACGAUUUGGCAGCUUGAGCGGUAUUUUUUGUGUCCGUAAUAUUUCAAGUGGUGUGGUGGAAAUUAUCGAUUGGGUUCAAGGAUAUUUGUAUUAUAAACCAUAAAUAGAUAUGUGUAAAGUACCUCAGCAACCUGCAUAUGUGUAAGCAUUCAGUUACCUGCUACAUAGACUGCUAUGGGUUACAUCCAUGAAAAAAUAUUUUGUACAGUUUCUGGGGUACAAUAGAUAGCGGUUUAUUAGAAACAUUUGAAUCUCAAGGAAAGUAGAAUCAAUUGAAAUCUUCCAAAAAAAUCAUGCAUGUAGCUAAUUGGUCUGGUCUGGAAUAUGGACAUUACAUCACAAUGUUUAUUUACAAUAUUUAAUGUACACUAUUAACCCCAUAUUUUUAAAAACGCAGCCUCAUGACAUUUUAAACAUAAUUAAAAAGUUAUGAAGAAUCGCGUUAGCCUACGCUCAGAAAAUGCACUUCUUUGCAAUUUAUGCUCAAAAUAUUGUAUUAAACCGAUAGUAAAAAGACAAAUGUAUGAAACAGCCAAUUUUUUUCGUGAUUUCGUGGUUGGUCCCAUAGUAAAAGUUACUCAGUAAAAAACCCAAAACCUCCCUGGCAACGGGAAUGCAGUUAUUUUUAGCCACCCUGUAUAUUGAUUCAGUUAUAGGGUUAAUGUAUGUAGGGUCAGGUGGGGUAAAUAUAAGACACGGUUAAAAAUAGACAGUUUUUAAAACUCAAAAACUUAUUAUGUUUCGUUCCUAUUUCAUUUAAAAAUAAGUCUACACACAAGGUUUCUUUUUAAAUAGAAUAGGAAUGAAAUAGAAUAAGUUUUUACCCGUGUCAUACAUUUACCUGACUCUACAUCAAAAUUAUGAAUAAUUUUGAAUUAUAGUUGGAAGAUUUUACCUAUAGGCUCUCCAAACAUUUUUACCCGAAGAUCACGGCCAAACCUUCGCUUCCUUUUACGGAUUGUAAAUAACUUGUCUCUCUCUCUCUCUCUCUCUUUGGCCGGAUUCGGCCCGCGGGCGGUACUGCGAAGACCCCUGUUUUACUAUUUAUUGUAGUGAUUAUUCAAUGGCUUAAUAAAUCUAAAAAUGCACAUUUGCUAUUUAAAACCCCUUGCCAUUAAUUUAAGUUCAGACUCAGAUCAACAAAAAAAUAUACUAAAGUAAUAGUAGAUUGUAGUAAUAAUUGAUACUGUAUGUAGAUUAAAAGGAAUGGUGAUUGUAUAUUAGUGUAAAUAUAUAGUGUAAACGUGAGUUCAAUUGGUUAUAUCCUGAUUUGAAUAAUCCAUCCAUCUCGUGUUUAAAUAAGGGUAGGUAGGUAGAAUAGAUUCAUGCUUUUAUCACGUGUGAGAGAGACAGCGAUAUGCACUUAGAUAGUGAUGUCUCGAUCGCACAACGGCAAGCAGCCUGCGUAGAUCGCGUUAGAGACCACAAAUGACACUUCAAACAUGGGGUAUAUAAGACUGACAUUCGAUUGUCCUUUAUGUAGUGUUAGCCCAGAUAAGGGUUUGUAAAAUAAAGAUGGAAAUAUUAAAAACUGGAUUGUGAUAGAGCUAGACCAAGAUAAGUCUGCAGCGAUUUUGAUAGUCCAGACAGUGCAUGUGUUAUUUUAAACGUCAAACUUCUAUGAAAUUAUUUUGAUAGUCCAGACAGUGCAUGUGUUAUUUUAAACGUCAAACUUCUAUGAAAUCAUUUUGAUAGUCCAGACAGUGCAUGUGUUAUUUUAAACGUCAAACUUCUAUGAAAUCAUUUUGAUAGUCCAGACAGUGCAUGUGUUAUUUUAAACGUCAAACUUCUAUGAAUUCAUUUUGAUAGUCCAGACAGUGCAUGUGUUCUUUUAAACGUCAAACUUCUAUGAAAUCAUUUUGAUAGUCCAGACAGUGCAUGUGUUAUUUUAAACUUCAAACUUCUAUGAAAUCAUUUUGAUAGUCCAGACAGUGCAUGUGUUAUUUUAAACGUCAAACUUCUAUGAAAUCAUUUUGAUAGUCCAGACAGUGCAUGUGUUAUUUUAAACGUCAAACUUCUAUGAAAUCAUUUUGAUAGUCCAGACAGUGCAUGUGUUAUUUUAAACGUCAAACUUCUAUGAAAUCAUUUUGAUAGUCCAUACAGUGCAUGUGUUAUUUUAAACGUCAAACUUCUAUGAAAUCAUUUUGAUAGUCCAUACAGUGCAUGUGUUAUUUUAAACGUCAAACUUCUAUGAAAUCAUUUUGAUAGUCCAGACAGUGCAUGUGUUAUUUUAAACGUCAAACUUUUAUGUAAUCAUUUUGAUAGUCCAGACAGUGCAUGUGUUAUUUUAAACGUCAAACUUCUAUGAAAUCAUUUGAUAGUCCAGACAGUGCAUGUGUUAUUUUAAACGUCAAACUUCUAUGAAAUCAUUUUGAUAGUCCAGACAGUGCAUGUGUUAUUUUAAACGUCAAACUUCUAUGAAAUCAUUUUGAUAGUCCAGACAGUGCAUGUGUUAUUUUAAACGUCAAAUUUCUAUGAAAUUAUUAGGAAUUAAACGAACUUACCUGUAAGUGAAGUUAUAUUCUAAUUAUAUCAGCAGUAUCAGCUGCACAAAUUUCGAAAUGAUCUAUAAAAACUUGUAGUAGGUGCCAUCAUGUAGCCUUCAAUCAUGACUAAUUCAGAGUAAAAAAAACAACGAGAAUUCACACUUUUGUAUCAGAUUUCCGAAUGCACAACUUCUGAGUUCCCGCGUGAGACAUUUGUCACCUCAUUGUCGUUUGUCGUGCUGUCGUUGUCGUUAUCUUGGUCUAACUCUAAGUAUUAAUUCCGCCGAAUUUAAGAGUCAUAAUUGUGUUUACAUUACAUUACCUUUUGAAUCCACGAAUGGUUAACUGGUUACAUUAUCAAAGUUACCAUCAAUAUUAACUUGUUUUUUGAUUGUCAAGCGUUGCAAAUUCCAUUGGUGGAUCAAUAGAAAAAAUACGUUUAUUGUCUGGUAUUCUUCGUUCAAAUUCUUAAAAUUCUAAAGUUAGAAUUAGAUAUGGAGUACGGAAGAAAUAAGUACAAAUCCAUACUUGUUUAGUUUGUUUUUCAACAACUUGUCACAGUUUUACGAAGUUGAAACCUUGAGCCUCUGUUAUUUUUAAUUUAAAAAAUAACAAUUAAAGUGUGGUUUUACCGUGAAUCGAUUAUACAAUAUAACGGUCAUUGCGCUAGUUUUCGGCCAGCUCUAGUUUUCGUCCACGUGACGAAAUUUGAAUAUAAAAGUACAUUGCUGCACAAAUUUGGACUUAUUGCAAUCCUUAAUGUCUGAAUAAUAUAUCUAUCUACAUAAAAUGAUAUUUCGCAAGUAGCAAAUUAAAAAUGAAAUAUAUUAUUUGCUAAUCCGCCAAGUGGACGAAAACUAGAGCAUGGGCGGAAACUAGCACAAUGACCCUACGCUACGUAUUGAACGUCACUAAAUUCUAGUCAGCUUUAUGUUAAAUUGUUAAUUAUGUUAACUCUUUAAAAUACAAAUAUAUUAAACAUAUUAAUAACUCAUUAUUUUAAAUACGCGAGUGACCCGUUAUUUAUAUGUUUAAUAUGGCUGUGUCUCACGGAAGUUUUGUUAUUAGAAAUGAGAAAUGUAGUACACAAUGUUUGCCGUUUGGGUAAGGCAGAAUUUAAAUUAACAUAAUAAUUUACGCAUCAAUAAAGCUGAAAUUUAUUUAUGUAAAUUGGUUUGUUAUACCUACAUGAAAAACCUGUACUAUAUAUUCCUUUUUAAAACUGCCAAAACGCCAAAAAACUAAAUACGGCCAAACCAUGGGAUAUAUAGGUGGGAUAUGCACCAACAUUUGGUAAUUGAUUAGUAUUCCUAUUCCUGCUGAAACGAUAUGUAAGAACAGUUUUUUUAAUUAAUUGGUACCUUUCUAUUAUUGAAUGUUACAGCGCGUGGUGGUGUUAUUCUUAAGUAUAUUAAAAAGAUUGCAAUAUGAAAUCCUUUCACUGAAGUUAACUUUAGAAAAUCCAAAAGUCAGUUCAGGUUAGUGUAUUUAAUUGAUAUGAUUUUGACCUCGUAUUGUAUAAGUUAUCAUUAAUAGUAGUUCAUGUGACUGCUACAUAAUGAAAGGCAUUAAAAUACGAAUGUGGUAAUAGGACCACACGAGUGUUUAAAUGCCAAUUAUGUACAGUUACAUACCUACACUAUUUUAUCUACACACAUAUUAUAAACCUUCUAUGAUAUAUUCACUAACGUCAUAUCACAGCCAACAUUGGGGCAUCGUUGCUCUCAUUUUCACAUUUUACACGAAACUUUUACUAUAGUUACUUUCAAAACAACAAAACAAAUGAUUUUUUUACAACUAAUUAAAAGAUAAACUGUACGUCAAAUGGCGGCAAAUGAAAACUUUUUCACGCAUCCGUAGUUUUUUUAAAUUAAGAGACAAACUAGAGUCGGGGUCGAUUGCCAUAUCGUUCGACACCAACUAGCAAGCGAGAUUUGUCGCAAUUGUAUGCAAUUGACAUUUCAUUUCGAAUAAAACGUCAUCUCGAUAUUAGAAUAGGGGUCUAAUCAAAUUGCCCUUUUUUUUCAGAGAUGUUCGAAAUUUGAUUGUCAUUGAAUACCUACUUACGUAAUAGAUUUUGAUAUAAUAAUGAAGCUAUUAAAACAUUUUCACAGAUAAGAAAUUUGCAGUAACGAAACAGUUUAUCUUAAUAUUGGCCAUUAUUUACGGAUUUUGAAGGCAUCAUAUGUAGAGGGUUUAUGAUAUGUGUGUAGAUAAAAAAUAUUAUCUUGCCUGGAGUAGAUCAGAUGUUUGUACGGAUUAUUGGUUGCGUUUUGAUUAUCUUAGUUAUUUGUAACCGUAGUCUCUUCUUCUGUACAGAGUAAUUAAAACGAUGUAUAUAAGUCUCUUUAACCUAUUGUAAUGAUAUCUAUUUAAAUAAUAUGUCAAACGGUAGGUAGGUAUUCAUGAUGUGGAUGCCCAGAAAACAUAAUAAGAACAGAUGUAGGUAACGUAAUUUUAUAAUUGUAUUAUCAAUAAAUUACAUCCGUCAGUCAUUCGUAAAUAUGUAUAAAUGUAUGUAUGCUUAUCUAAAUAAAAUAUGUGUAUGUGUUUCUGAUUGACACUGGUUUGGUAGAAAAGCGUAUGUCAUCUUGGUGUUUUGUAAAAAAAAGUACAAAACAAAUUCUAAAUACAAUUACACCAACGAUAAUUAUGUACAUUUAAUAAUUAUGGAUAUUACAAUUUACAUUAUAGAUUUAAAGUCAAGAUGCAGAUACAUGUAUUUGGUACGAGUUGAAGAUGUAUAAAAAUAAAAUUCUCAGCACACACAUAUAUUCAAGAUCAGAAAACAUUGGGAAAUAUAUUACCUACUAUUAAUAUUAUAUUUCGGUAAAAAUGCAUUUCAUAUUAGUUUAUGCAGUUUUUAGGUCAUAAAGAUACAUAUAUGUAAAUAUUAAUGCACUGCUCUUCUUGUUAUAAUAUUUAUAUAGGCUGAAUAUCAUAUAAUUAUUAUAAUAUAAGUUAGAUAAAUCUAGAUGACAAUAUAUUGUUUUACCAUUUAGUAAUACGACUUUUUACCUAAAUGCUCAACAUUUUAUGAUUGAUAUUUAUUGUAAUCAUGUUUAAUUUAUACAUCGUUUUAUUUUUUGUGUUUGGUAGAAUUUAUUUUAGAAGGUUGUUUAAGGGUUGCAAUGUAGUGGAAGGUGUAUUAUAAUUAGUAAUGUUCCUCAGAUUUUGUUAUCACAUUAUUGUUGAAAUUAUAUAUUUUGAAAAUAAAAGUUGACAUGACAAAUAAUUUA